GUUGUCCCUCAAAUGCCAUGAUACGAUCGUAAACGGUCCAUUUCCCAACAUCAAUCUAUGGCGUGCAUCAGCACACUAUCUACUCACAAACUUAGAGCAUCCCGAUGCCAAUGCUAUGCCAAGUACCACUGAAUAUUCUUCCUUCCACCUUCUCCCACCUUCUCCCACCACUCUACCCUCAGAAAGUAAUGACAUUGACCCUGAAGACGAUGCUGAGGCCAGAAACGAGCUAAGUGCCCUUAAUGGGCUUAUUAGGAUGAGUCCUGAGCCGGACAUAGAUGCUGAUCAUGCUGACCCCGACCUGCCUACCAAUGCAGCUAGUGGCCUGGGAAAUGCUCUCGACCCUGAGGUGGCCCCAAGCCAUGUAGAUGACAUGCUAGAAGCAGGGCCAGAUGGCGCAAUUGACCUUGCGGGGAAUGUCGAAACAUUCAGCGAGCCUCUUGCCAAUUUGGCUCCACCUCCUAUGGCUAUUUGGCAUAAUCAAUCAGGAGAUGCAAAUAAUUCCAGCAGUAAUGAGAACAUCGAAGAGAUGUUCUGGAAUCAGAACCCUUGUCCUCAGAGCCUUCCCCCGAUUCCAAUGAUCUUUGAUGUUAUAUGCUCACCCAGCAAAUCCUCUCAGCAACAAAAGCCAACAAAAAUUUGGAAGGAAAUAAUGGAGUUGUAUUUGCCUAAAGAAUCAGGAAGAAUGGUGAAACAAGAUGGCCAGACAAGAUACUACAAACACAUCACAAUCUUCCCUGAUGCACUAGUAACGGCCAAUCACUGGCUGCUGAU
Cantharellus anzutake is the source of this 774-nucleotide messenger RNA. RefSeq lists its product as uncharacterized. NCBI's taxonomy places the organism in Eukaryota, Fungi, Basidiomycota, Agaricomycetes, Cantharellales, Hydnaceae. The record is from RefSeq and is a predicted model, not a curated record. The transcript has 2 exons. The annotation marks the transcript as partial.